AUGGCGAAGGACGAGAUGAGAUGCCCAUGCCCCGAAGGACUCGCCAGGACUCUCGGGGGCCAACCGCACCCUCGACGCUCAACCGAAAUUCGUAUCGAUAAAGUUCUGCACUUUCAAGUACGAGAUCAACCAUUUGACAUUUUUAAGUCUGGUAAAAUUAAGCAUAUUUGUUUUAAGAUCAACAGGCUGAUUCUCAAUGAUCAUACAUUAAAUGAUAUGUUUCAAGUUCAUCAAAGUUUGAAUACUUCGUUAUUUAAAAAUACAAAUUAUGUUCAUUUUGUUGUUGGCAGUGAAAACUUCCAAGUUCAUGUAGAUAUGUUAUCUUUAAAGAGCGAUGUCUUUAGAGCAAUGUUUGAUCAUAACAUGACAGAAAAAAAUUCAAAAAUAAUAAAAAUUGAAGAUUUUGAAGCUGAGGUAGUUGAAGAAAUGAUCAAAUUUAUUUACACCAAUGAAUUAAGUGAAACGAUUGAUCAUCCUCAAGAUCUUUAUGCUAUUGCACAUAAAUAUCAGAUAGAUAAUUUGCAAGCUAAAUGUAUCGAAUAUUUGAUUUUUAAUUUAAAUUUCUGCAAUGCUGCAAGUUUGUAUAAGUUCGCUAAAUUGUAUGAUAUAGAUGGAUUGAUACAGACUUUAAAUUCAUUUUUCAAGAAAUACGUCAAGAAUAUGGUAAAAGAAGAAACAUACAGAAGUUAUCUUUGUGAAAAUAUCAAUUCAGAAAAUCUAAAAGAUAUUUUAUUUUUGUGUGCUGAAUUCAAUGAAAGUUUAGGAGAUGUUCAAAAAACAGCUUUUACUUUUAUUAAAAAUAAUAUUUCAACAGUAAUUGAUCAAUUAAUCUUAGUUGAUUGGUUCAAAAAGCAUGGUACAUUCGCUUAUGAGUUAUUUAAGUUUAUUAAUUAUCAAGAUUCUCAAGAUUAG
Molecule: messenger RNA, 912 nt
Organism: Trichogramma pretiosum
Lineage: Eukaryota; Metazoa; Arthropoda; Insecta; Hymenoptera; Trichogrammatidae
Product: kelch-like protein 26
Exons: 2
Coding region: 1-912 (303 amino acids)
Biological process (GO): regulation of proteolysis; proteasome-mediated ubiquitin-dependent protein catabolic process
Cellular component (GO): nucleus; cytoplasm
Molecular function (GO): ubiquitin protein ligase binding
Source: RefSeq, a predicted model, not a curated record